AUGAUGGACGGCCACCACUUCAACAACAUCUCCCUCGGAGGCCGCGGCGGCGGCAACCCUGGGCAGUUCAAACUUUAUUCAGGAGGACUGGCGUGGAAGAAGCAAGGGGGAGGAAAGAUCAUCGAGGUUGAUAAAGCUGAUAUCACAUCUGUGACAUGGAUGAGAAUUCCUAAAUCUUAUCAGCUUAGUGUUGGGACAAAGGAGGGCCUCUGUUACAGGUUCUUUGGCUUCCGUGAACAGGAUGUUAGUAGCCUGACUAACUACAUUCAAAAGAGCACAGGAAUCACACCACAGGAGAAGCAGCUUUCCAUCAGUGGGCAGAACUGGGGUGGAAUUGAAAUAAAUGGGAAUGUGCUUUGCUUUAAUGUCGGUUCAAAGGAAGCAUUUGAAGUCUCUCUAGCGGAUGUUUCACUAAGUCAGAUGCAAGGAAAAACAGAUGUUGUCCUUGAGUUCCAUGUAGAUGAUACAACUGGGGCUAAUGAGAAAGAUUCACUCAUGGAUUUAAGUUUCCAUGUACCAACUUCAAAUACUCAAUUCAUUGGAGAUGAGCAUCGUACGUCAGCUCAGAUGCUAUGGCAAGCUAUCUCGGUUCAAAUUGACGGAGGUGGCUCCUCAGAGGCGGCUGUUGCUACAUUUGAUGGAAUUGCAAUUCUUACACCAAGAGGUCGAUAUAGUGUCGAGCUUCAUCAGUCAUUCUUGCGACUCCAAGGACAAGCUAAUGAUUUCAAAAUACAGUACAGCAGUAUUCUUCGUCUCUUUGUUUUACCAAAGUCACACAACCCUCAUACUUUCGUGGUUAUCACACUUGAUCCACCUAUUCGCAAAGGACAAACAUUAUAUCCUCACAUCGUUAUUCAGUUCGAGACAGAGACAAUUGUUGAAAGGGAACUGACAUUAAGUGAGGAGGUUUUGGCUGAAAAGUACAAGGAUAGACUUCAGAGCUCUUAUAGGGGUCUAAUACAUGAGGUAUUCUCCAUGGUCCUUCGUGGCUUAUCUGGUGCUAAAGUGACAAGGCCAAGUACGUUCCGCAGUUGCCAAGAUGGAUAUGCUGUCAAGUCAUCACUUAAAGCUGAAGAUGGUUUGCUUUAUCCACUUGAAAAGGCCUUCUUCUUUCUGCCAAAGCCCCCUACACUCAUUUCUCAUGAUGAGAUUGAGUACGUUGAGUUUGAGCGUCAUGGUGCUGGUGGUGCUAGUAUAUCAUCUCAUUAUUUUGACCUCCUAGUAAAGCUUAAAAACGAUCAAGAACAUCUCUUCAGAAACAUCCAAAGGAAUGAAUACCAUAACCUGUUCAAUUUCAUCAGCGGUAAGCACUUGAAAAUUCUAAAUCUUGGAGAUGGUCAAGGUAGAGCUGGUGGUGUUACUGCUGUUCUUCAGAGCACCGAUGAUGAUUCAGUUGAUCCACAUCUAGAGAGGAUUAAAAAUCAGGCUGGUAAUGAGGAAAGUGAUGAAGAGGAUGAAGAUUUUGUGGCGGAGAAGGAUGAUAGUGGAUCUCCUACUGAUGAUUCUGAUGAGGAUGGCUCUGAUGCUAGUUUGAGCGGGGAAGAAAAGGAGAAAUCUUCCAAGAAGGAAGCUAGUACAUCAAAGCCACCUGUGAAGAAGAAGCAGAAGAGUGUGCCUGAUGAAGGUUCUCAGAAAAAGAAGCCUAAGAAGAAGAAAGAUCCAAAUGCCCCUAAAAGAGCCAUAGCUCCAUUCAUGUACUUCUCAAAGGCUGAGCGACCUAAUAUUAAGAGCAGCAACCCUGAACUAGCUACUACAGAGAUCGCGAAGAAGCUUGGGGAGCGGUGGCAAAAGAUGUCAGCUGAGGAGAGGCAGCCAUACAUUGAGCAGUCCCAGGUCGACAAGCAACGCUAUGCAGAAGAGUCUGCUGCCUACCGUGGUGCAAGUACUCAGCAGGGCUCCGGAGGUGGGUCGGACUGAAUGUGGCAUCGUUUUGACAGUUAACUGCUGGGGAGGAUUAUUGAGCCAUCAGUGUAAACUGAGCGAUAAAUUUUACCUAGCUUUUGAAUCUUCUAUCCAAUCUGGUAUCUUAGCUAGUGCUACCAUUAAUAUCUGUUGCCUGGAAGUACUAUAGAAUCUAU
This is a messenger RNA of Setaria italica (foxtail millet), 2078 nucleotides long. Its product is annotated as FACT complex subunit SSRP1-B. Gene Ontology annotation, cellular component: FACT complex; nucleus. The transcript has 16 exons. The coding region runs from base 1 to 1917 and encodes 638 amino acids. The record is from RefSeq and is a predicted model, not a curated record. Gene Ontology annotation, molecular function: DNA binding; histone binding; nucleosome binding. Lineage: Eukaryota; Viridiplantae; Streptophyta; Magnoliopsida; Poales; Poaceae.